Messenger RNA from Ostrinia furnacalis (Asian corn borer), 1995 nucleotides. RefSeq lists its product as uncharacterized. Lineage: Eukaryota; Metazoa; Arthropoda; Insecta; Lepidoptera; Crambidae. The record is from RefSeq and is a predicted model, not a curated record. Bases 528 to 1532 code for a protein of 334 amino acids. The transcript is spliced from 2 exons. Gene Ontology annotation, molecular function: nucleic acid binding. Gene Ontology annotation, biological process: DNA integration.
CGGCGAUAUGGCCGCGGAGCGAGGGGGCGAGGGAGGGGGUCACGACAUUUGCGACCGAGCUGCUUAUGUUUGUUUCGUUAUAGACGGAUCGACUCCGAUAAUGCUAGACGAGUUACGUGAAACAACUAAGACAGAUUAUGUGUUAAAAAUUGUCAUUAAUUAUGUGCUAAAUGGUUGGCCACGAUCAGUUAAAGACCCUAAUUUAAAACCGUAUUUUAUGUGUAAAUUGGAACUGUCGUAUGAAAACGGAUGUCUUAUGCGUGGUCAUAAGGUAGUAAUACAAGAGACGCUCCGUAACCGGGUUUUAGCGGAUCUACACACAUCUCAUUUAGGUAUUGUUAAAACUAAGGCCGCGGCUCGCUCUCGCUUUUGGUUUCCCGACAUAGACGCGGCUUUAGAACGCAUGAUAAGCCUUUGUGAAGUGUGUGUCCAAUUACGGCCAUCACCGCCCCGAGCGCCCGUGUCACCCUGGCCAUAUCCCCCACGGCCUUUUCAUCGAAUUCAUCUAGAUUUUUUAGGGCCUGUGAAUGGACGUACCUACUUACCUAAUUAUUGUCGAUGCUUAUACAAAAUGGGUAGAAGUUUACGAAAUGAGCACAUGCACAUCACCAGCUGUAAUCGAUAAAUUAUAUGAAUUUAUGGCUAGGUUUGGGCUACCACACACAAUAGUGACCGAUAACGGCACAUCGUUUAGUUCGCACGAGUUUAUACAUUUUUGUAAAUUAAACGGAAUCUCCCGCAUGACGUCACCGCCGUACCACCCGGCAAGCAAUGGUCAAGCGGAAUCUUAUGUAAAAAUAAUUAAACGUGGAAUCAGAUCUGUAGUACAAACUAGUAAAAGUAUCAGAGAAAGUAGACUGAAAUUAUUAAAAUACGUGUUCGACUACCGUAACUCUAGUCAUUCUACUACUGGUGAAUCACCAGCUCAACUGGUUUUUAGCCGUCAACUGAGAUCGCGCCUGGACCUCAUGAGUCCCCGCCCCCCGGCGCCGUCGUCGGCGCCCUCCUCUGCCUCACUCCACAUGCGUGUGCGUUCCAAACAGUGUUUGCUAACUGAGCGGCGCGGUGGUAAAUUUAGAACAUUUUAUGUUGAACAAGAUGUUUUUUACAAAAAGUAUUUGAACAAUAAUAAGUUUAUAUGGUUAAGAGGAAAGAUACAUAAAAACCUAGGAAAAAUGUUGUACGUUGUCAAGGACUAUAACUCAUUGAACUAUGUGAAAAAGCAUCGAAACCAACUUAUAUUAUAUAAUAAAGGAACAGGAUCGAAUAUGAGUAAUCACUCAUCGGGAGACAGAGCCGUUUAUACCUACAAUGAUAAUGAAAUAGUGCGUUCUGAUUCGACUUCAAUCUCUGAAUCGGAAGAAACUUCACUAGGGGAAGGGCUAUGCGUGCCACAAUCACGUGACGUGAGUGUGGCCUCUACAACGGAACCAAUUAACACCGAUAACACAUUACAAGGCACAAGCCGAGCCCUCGCCAUGCAAAGUAACACUGACAAGAGGAGUUCGUCGGCCGCCUUCAUCAGACGAUGAUGAAGUUUUUCAUGAUGUUGAGGAGGCAGAAGUCAUAGAAGAGAACAGAACUGUGAAUGUAGGCAGGUCUAAACGAGCUCGGCCUCCGGUUAAUUAUAAACAAUUCAUGUAAAACUUAUAAGGGGGGAAAGAUGUUAUGUAUGUGUACCUAUAACUAGCUAUAGUUACGCGGCUGCGCCCGCGUCUAAUCGAUCGAUGAAUACAUCCAGUGCGUUGACAGCCGUCGUGUUUCACUCACGCUCCUUGUUCCCAUACAUAUCAGUUUCCUUUCAUUUGAUUAAUCAAGUUUGUUGGAGACAUCAUCCUUAUACUUAACCGUAACGAUCGAUGCAAUAAAAAUACAGGGUGUAAUUUUUAACAGAUUUUAGUUGGUUCGAAUCCCGGGUGUGUAAAGCAAAUUUUUAGAAUUCUUUGAAUGCAGUUCUAUUUCUUUUCAAAAAUAAGGGAAUGUUUUCUUUGAGGA